Bacidia gigantensis is the source of this 1128-nucleotide messenger RNA. RefSeq names its product Delta(24)-sterol C-methyltransferase (gene ERG6). The transcript has 3 exons. Lineage: Eukaryota; Fungi; Ascomycota; Lecanoromycetes; Lecanorales; Ramalinaceae. Gene Ontology annotation, cellular component: endoplasmic reticulum. Bases 1 to 1128 code for a protein of 375 amino acids. Gene Ontology annotation, biological process: ergosterol biosynthetic process. The record is from RefSeq and is a predicted model, not a curated record. Gene Ontology annotation, molecular function: sterol 24-C-methyltransferase activity.
AUGGCUCCCAUUGCACUUGAACCAGAGGAUCACUCGCGAGAUGCCGCCUUCAAUAAGGCCAUGCAUGGCAAGUCUGCAGCUUCAAAGGGCGGCCUUGCAUCCAUGUUCAACAAGGAUCGCUCUGCUCACAAAGCCGCUUCUGAGGACUAUUGGAGACAUUGGGAUGACAAACUAGCUGGCACCGAGACGGAAGAAGCAAGACGAGCAGAAUAUGCUACAUUGACUAGGCAUUACUACAACCUUGCAACUGAUCUAUACGAGUAUGGCUGGGGAUCUUGCUUUCACUUCUGCAGAUUCGCAUAUGGAGAAGGGUUCUACCAAGCAAUUGCUCGUCACGAGCAUUAUCUGGCCCACAUGAUGCAGAUGAGGGAGGGUAUGCGGGUCUUGGACGUUGGAUGCGGCGUUGGAGGACCUGCAAGAGAAAUUGCAAAGUUCACUGGCGCAAAAAUCGUUGGCUUGAACAACAAUGAUUACCAGAUUGAGAGGGCAACACAUUACGCUGCGAAAGAAGGCCUGUCCAGCCAAUUGAGCUUUACUAAGGGCGAUUUCAUGCAAAUGAGCUUCCCUUCAGAAUCCUUUGAUGCUGUGUAUGCGAUUGAAGCAACAGUGCAUGCUCCAUCAUUAGAGGGCGUCUACUCCCAAAUAUAUCGAGUUCUCAAACCAGGAGGUGUGUUUGGAGUUUACGAAUGGUUGAUGACAGAGGCGUAUAACAAUGAAGAUCCCCACCAUCGAGAGAUUCGGUUAGGCAUUGAGCAAGGCGAUGGUAUCUCCAACAUGGUCAAGAUCUCAGAGGGUCUCAAAGCGAUCAGAGCUGCAGGCUUCAAUCUCGAAGUCGCACAAGAUCUAGCAGACAGCUCCGAUGCCAGACCGUGGUAUUAUCCACUUGACGGCGAUCUCACCAUGGCUAGCAGUCUCGGAGACCUCGUCACAAUUGCACGGAUGACCCGAGUAGGACGAUUUAUUGCACAUGGGGCAGUUGGGUGGCUUGAACGAUUCGGACUCGCUCCUAAAGGAACCAGGAAAACUGCUGAUAGUCUCGGACUGGCUGCUGAUUGUCUGGUGGCCGGCGGAAAAGAAAACCUCUUCACACCCAUGUACCUGAUGAUCGCCAGAAAACCAGCAGCUUAA